CUUCUCGGAUCUGAAAGGGAGCUUCUUCACGUUUCUCUUCCAUAUCUUUAAACAAGAACAACAGCAAUAACAAUAGUCUCUGUCUCUCUCGGUCUGAUUUCGGAAGCCUUUUUUUCUCGAACCUCCCAAAAUUCCUUUAUUUUCUCUGCUACUCGAUCUCCGCCUCCUCAUCGUAUCUUUUCGUUUCUAUAUAAAGCUUCCAUUGUCAACACCUCCCUCUGUCUCUCUCUCCGUAGUUCAAUAAUUUGAUAUCCGUAAUUCGAUCACAGAGUCUUCAAGCAGACGCAGAACGGAGGUUUGUGGUGUUGGUGUGUGUUUGGCUGUGAAUGGAAGGAGAGAAGCAGCUGGAAUAAAAUUGGAAGGCCAGUGGAGGGGUUGUGAAGGAGGAUGUUGUAUCUGAAGCAACCGAGUGUAUGCAUGGAAAAUGGUGAUUUUGGUGUAAUUGUUGUUGGUUGAAUCUGAAUUCUCUACUCGGAAAUCAAGAAUUUGAACAAGUACGGUGCAUGCGCUUCUGAUACUAUCCCUGAGCCGGGGGCUCGGGGAGGGGGAGAUCUAGGAACUCUCUAGGAUAAUUGAUAGUGUGACAGAGUUAUGGCGUCGACUGCCGAGAAUGGUAUUGAGGGAUCGUCCAACUCUCCUCGUAAUGAUAGUAUCUCUGAUGAGCCGCCCCAUCCCGAGCAGGCUUGUAUGCAGAAGUUCAGGCUCUACGCAACUCGAUCGAAAUUUUACAUGAUAGGGAGAGACAAGAGUAGAACGUAUUGGAGAGUGCUAAAGAUUGACAGGCUGGAUCCAUUGGAGCUUGAUAUUAGUGAAGAUUCUACCACGUAUUCAGAACGUGAAUGUUCUGACCUGUUGAGGCGGAUACAUGAAGGAAACAAAGCAACUGGUGGACUGAAAUUUGUCACUGCUUGUUAUGGAAUUGUUGGGUUUAUUAAAUUUCUGGGACCAUACUACAUGCUGCUUAUUACGAAAAGAAGGCAGAUUGGUGCAAUAUGUGGUCAUAAUGUUUAUGCAGUCUCCAAGAGUGAGAUGAUUCCGCUUCCGAAUUCUAGUGUUUGUGCCAGUCUCACUAAUUCUAAGAACGAGAACAGGUACAAGAAGCUUCUCUGCACAGUGGAUCUCACAAAAGACUUCUUUUUCAGCUACUCAUAUCAUAUUAUGCGCAGUCUCCAAAAAAACUUGUGUGGAAAUGAGUCAGGACAUGUCCUCUACGAAACAAUGUUUGUCUGGAAUGAGUUUUUAACCGGAGGAAUCAGGAAUCACCUCCAGAAUACUCUGUGGACAGUUGCGCUAGUGUAUGGCUUCUUUAAACAGGCAACGCUUUCUGUAUCUGGACGGGAGUUCAAAAUUGCCCUCAUCGCAAGACGGUCGCGCCAUUAUGCCGGCACCAGGUACUUGAAACGAGGUGUAAAUGAAAAAGGCAGAGUGGCUAAUGAUGUUGAAACGGAGCAGAUUGUUUUUGAGGAUGUUCCUGAAGGUUUCCCAGUGCAAAUAAGUUCCGUUGUCCAGAACCGUGGCUCAAUCCCACUUUUUUGGUCGCAGGAAACAUCACGUUUGAAUAUAAAACCUGAUAUAAUAUUGUCAAAGAAGGACCACAAUUAUGAAGCCACCCGCCUUCAUUUUGAAAAUCUUGUCAAGAGAUACGGGACCCCUAUAAUUAUCUUGAAUUUAAUUAAGACUCGGGAGAAGAAGCCUCGAGAGUCUAUUCUUCGUGCGGAGUUUGCAAAUGCAAUUGAUUUUAUUAAUAAAGAUUUGUCAGAGGAGAACCGUUUGAGGUUCCUUCACUGGGAUCUGCACAAGCAUGUGCGAAACAAAGCAACAAAUGUUCUUCUCCUCCUUGGGAAAGUGGCUUCAUAUGCUUUGACGCUGACAGGUUUCUUUUAUUGUCAAAUGACACCAGCCUUGAUAUCUGAGGGGUGCUUCGACUUGGCUUCUGCUGAGAAUGUUGACAGUGACAACUUGUCUCCCGAGAAUCAUUACAAUAAUGAUAAUGAAGGUGCUUAUGACUUAGAGAGGAAAAUUACUGGAGGUACUAAUGUUGUCAAUGGGAAUCAUCCUAUCAAGCAACCAAUGUCCCAAAGGGGCGUGCUCAGGACCAAUUGUAUAGACUGUCUGGAUCGCACGAAUGUAGCCCAGUAUGCAUAUGGGUUGGCUGCUCUUGGACACCAGCUUCAUGCUUUGGGAGUUAUAGAUACUCCGAAGAUAGACCUUGAUGCUCCGUUGGCUGAUGAUCUGAUGGGCUUUUAUGAGAGAAUGGGUGACACACUUGCACAUCAGUACGGUGGCUCAGCUGCUCAUAAUAAGAUAUUCUCUGAGAGAAGGGGUCAGUGGAGAGCAGCAACCCAGUCCCAGGAGUUCUUCAGAACCCUUCAACGAUAUUACAGCAAUGCAUAUAUGGAUGCCGAGAAGCAAGACGCAAUUAAUGUAUUCCUGGGGCAUUUCCAGCCUCAAGUGGGUAAACCUGCACUUUGGGAGCUGGAUUCAGACCGGCAUUACAGUGUAGGGAAAAAUGGACAGAUGAACACAGAUCAAGAUCGAAGGGCAGUUUUUAAAAGAUGCUUUUCAGAUGGAAGCAUCCUUCGCGAAAACAGCUCUCCUAUGUCUGCCACAAACUUGAAUCAGAAAAAGUUCUCCAGUUCCGUUUUGCCAAAUCAAUUGCAAGGGGAAAACCACAUGCUUUCAGAGUCAUCACCUGAAAUAUCAACUUCAGAAAGUGAUGUGGCAUUUUCAAGGUAUACUCCCUCUAUGCCUCGGAGACAGCUAUUCGGAGAUGUACAAACAGAGCGAUGCCUUGAAAGUGACGAUAUUCACUACUCUGAGCAUGGGGACAUGUUUAAUUGCUCAAACUUUGUUGAUCUAGAAUGGCUAUCUUCCUCUGGGAAUUCAUGUGAUGAAGAGCUAUAUGAAAGGUCAUCAGUGCUUAUAAACUCCUCAGUUGCAGGGCUGUCGUCAGAAAAUGUUGUCAAUGGAAUCAUGGAAGAGACAAUGUCAUCCACUAGUGAAUAUGGUUCAACCAUGAAGGGAAGAGAGCACACAGGAAUAGAGCUAUCCUUUGGUAAUGUACAGAAACCUAAUGUUGUUGAUGAAUAUCCAGAUAGCUUUGUGCAGUGGGUGAAUUAUGGAGAGACGCACUGCCAUUGAAGUUGGGCAUGGUUUCUCCCUGAAUUUGUAUUCCUUCCAUUUGACUCAAACUGCCCUAAAGAUGCAGUGUGUUGAUUUAGAGAUCAUAAAGUGCAGCGGGAAUGAAGGAAGAACGAAAAACAAUCAUUAGGCAUUCUUUUGUCAGACAAUUCAAAGCAGCUUCGUCGCAUCGUCGUAGCCCUCAUCCUCGUGGAUGACUUGCAGCAUUGAUUCUAUGGUUACCUGAACCUGAUACCGAAGUAAAAAGAGUAAAUAGCUGACAGUAAAAAUUCGUUUGGACCCCCUUUGCUUAUGGACUGUGUAGGUCUCAAUCUUGUAAAUAUGUUCUCUGCUCUGUAAGCUCCAGUUUUAGAGUUUCUUGUGAUUUAUUCUUUGUGGCUGUUAAUAUCUGGUCAGCUGUGAGUCUGUGACACUAAAGCGUUGGUGAAGCUUUGAGGUAAGGCUUAAGAUUACAGACCAAUAUUUUCUCAUAGGCUGUCAAAAGGAUUCAGAGCCUCUAGUUACUAAAUGUCCUAGAGUGAGAACUGGGGUGUGUUCUGUCCUUGAUGUAAUUGUGGUCGUUUUUCGUGUCCUCUCUCUCUCCCUGACAGACUUGCCAACAUGAGUUUUGUAUAGAGAAACUAAACCCUAGAAGAGGUAAUUGCUUGGCUUUCGGAUUCUUCGGAAUAAGUUGCAGAGGACAAAAUUUGUAGCCCAAGGAAGUUAAAAUUGCAUCAGUUGCGGUUGUUGUAAUGAAUAUAAACAUCUUUAAUAUUCUGUUUUCCCAGCAGUUUACUAUGUCA
Molecule: messenger RNA, 3923 nt
Organism: Tripterygium wilfordii
Lineage: Eukaryota; Viridiplantae; Streptophyta; Magnoliopsida; Celastrales; Celastraceae
Product: phosphoinositide phosphatase SAC3-like
Exons: 16
Coding region: 592-3141 (849 amino acids)
Biological process (GO): phosphatidylinositol dephosphorylation
Cellular component (GO): intracellular membrane-bounded organelle
Molecular function (GO): phosphatidylinositol-3,5-bisphosphate 5-phosphatase activity
Source: RefSeq, a predicted model, not a curated record